ACCUGCGCUGGGCAGGCGGGAACCACGACGCGGUGCUGAGAGGCGCGGGGCGGCGGCCGACAUGUUCCAGGGCGCGGACGCCGAGGCCGGCCGGCUUGGGUCCAGGGCCAUGAAGCCCCCAGGAGGAGAAUCCAGCAAUCUUUUUGGAAGUCCGGAAGAAGCUGUUCCUUCAAGCAGGCCUAAUAGGAUGGCGUCAAAUAUUUUUGGACCAACAGAAGAACCUCAGAAUGUACCCAAAAGGACAAACCCCCCAGGAGGGAAAGGAAGUGGUAUCUUUGAUGAAUCGACUCCUGUGCAGACCCGACAACGUCUGAACCCACCAGGUGGGAAGACCAGUGACAUUUUUGGGUCCCCAGUCACUGCCACUUCACCCCUGGCACACCCAAACAAACCCAAGGAUCAUGUGUUCUUGUGCGAAGGAGAAGACCCAAAGUCAGACCAUAAAGCUGCAGGAAGCACCUCUAGUCGAGAAGAGUCGGGAGAAAAGGGCAGCUCCAGAGGAGCAGACCACGCCAAGGCGCCUGAGCCUACGCCCCCAGCUGACAGCCACGAGCCCAGGCUGGGGCCGAGGCCUCGCUCUCACAACAAGGUCCUGAACCCACCGGGAGGCAAAUCCAGCAUCUCCUUCUACUAAGAGGCUACUUACAGCUCUGCCUGUAGCCAGACCAGAAAUUCAAGAUACAGAGUAUUAAAAAUUUAUUGUUUUCUUUAGCCCAAACAAAAGGGGGUGGGAGAGGGUUGCCCUGUGUGUGAAGCUGGCUGCUUAGAGGACCGGGGCCUUUCAGACUGCAAGCUACAUGUCUGGGGAUGAGGGUAGAGGGCUCCCCUGGUGUCUGCUCAUUUGUUCUGAUGGAGCAGGAUUUCUGAGGUGGGCAAGGGCAGGGAGCUGGUGCUGAGUGGCUGGUGGGCUCUUCCGUGAGCUAUCUCCUGCUGACUAGGCAUCCAGGAACAGCUGAAGAAAGCCCAGUCUGUCUUGCUGUAGGAUGGAGAGGAAGCAAAAGCAGAGACAUCAGGAAGGCAGUGGGAGUCCACAUAAAGCAUCCCCUUUGGCCCCAGGACCAGUUACCCAUCACAAGGAUAGCUUCCACUCCCAAGAGACCACCAAGCCCAUCAUCUCCUCUUUUUACCCCCAGUGUGUCGUCCUUCUCUCUUGAAGCACCAUGACUGCUUUUCCUCAGCAGCAGUCAACAGAACCAAACAGUUGACCUCAGUCUGUUGCUCUGAAAGUUUUUCUACCCUGGUCCUCUGAAUUGCCCAGUUCCUGCAUCUCAAACCAUGACCACAUCUCACAUAAGAAUCUUCCUUCCUCUCUCAGGGACUGGCCUUGGUCCUUGAUGUGCUGGAUUUACUUGUAGAUUGUUCCUCUGUUUCCUCUCAUCAGCCUUAAGUAUGGGCCUUCACUGAUAGUGUGAAGCUCACUUCCAAAGCUGCACUCUGCCCUCUGCAGGUCUUUAAACCUCUUCACAUACACCUGAGUACAGGGUUUUUUCAGAUCCUUCCUAUGUCUUUGUUCCUAUAGUUGGUGGGAAUGCAUGAGAACCUUGGGUUCUUAGGUUGGUUUCUUCAGUAAUAUCUAAAAGGCUGUCUUCAAGUACCAGCUUCACAUAAAUGCCUGUGGAUUUGGUUUCUGACAUCUUCCAGAAAGCAGUCCACUGCUUCAGCCACCUUUUUGAAACUGCAGAACCUCUGGACCCUACUAUAAACAAUAGGCCAGAGCAUUAAGUAGUUAAUGCAUUAAGCAGAGUCUCAGCUCUCACGCCAACAGAUGUUUUGCUGGCAUGAGUCAUGUUGCUUCAUUUGUCAGGCAGAGGUCCCUCCCUGUCCACUGCAGCCUCAGUUCCCUGCUUCCUUGUGGUGGGCAUAUUAACAGGAGAGGGCCUUGGUGGCGUGGCUAUUGCUUUAAGUGCCUACAGGGCUCGAAUCAGGUGCUAGGAACAUCCUCAGUGUCCUUUAGCUUUGGACAAAUGGCAGGUCUUGUGUGGUCUAACACUACCUGCAGGAGCUAAUCAAUCCCCAGGCUCUGGCUCCUGGCACAUGGAGGGGUCUGCAUAUGACUUGUCAGCCAAAGAAUCUUAACCCCUUCAGUUGCCCUAUACACCAUGGAGCCAAAACAUUCCAUGUGAGUCCUGAGAACUUGGACAGGUUUCUGUUCAAAGUCAUUUAUAACAUUGUUUGGAAUUUUGGGGCAGGGCAAGUUCCCACUGAAAUAAUAUAAAUGUUGCUUAGCUUUUUAAGCCAAAACCCACUAACUUGUUUGACUUACAAGGAACUAGUAUUAAUGAUAGAUAUGAACCACUAUUUGUAAUGAUGUUUUCUUAGAGAAAAUAAAUUGUGAAUUCUAAAUCAAA
This is a messenger RNA of Urocitellus parryii (Arctic ground squirrel), 2348 nucleotides long. It is a transcript of the gene Jpt2, whose product is annotated as Jupiter microtubule associated homolog 2. Gene Ontology annotation, cellular component: nucleus. NCBI's taxonomy places the organism in Eukaryota, Metazoa, Chordata, Mammalia, Rodentia, Sciuridae. The record is from RefSeq and is a predicted model, not a curated record.